This is a messenger RNA of Biomphalaria glabrata, 4019 nucleotides long. Its product is annotated as cytochrome P450 2J1-like. The transcript is spliced from 4 exons. Gene Ontology annotation, cellular component: cytoplasm; intracellular membrane-bounded organelle. Bases 176 to 1663 code for a protein of 495 amino acids. The record is from RefSeq and is a predicted model, not a curated record. NCBI's taxonomy places the organism in Eukaryota, Metazoa, Mollusca, Gastropoda, Planorbidae. Gene Ontology annotation, molecular function: oxidoreductase activity, acting on paired donors, with incorporation or reduction of molecular oxygen, reduced flavin or flavoprotein as one donor, and incorporation of one atom of oxygen; heme binding; iron ion binding. Gene Ontology annotation, biological process: xenobiotic metabolic process.
GAAUCAGGUCAACUUGACAUAACUGAAGGCUAGAUAUGGUUUUGCCUCAGCUCUCGUUGUAAACACUGCGACAUGUUGCAGUUUGUCUGCCUUUUUUUAUGCAAGAAUACUAGAGCGUUUCAGCUUUUUGAGACGGAAUAAGUAAUACUAGAUUCAUCUGGUAGUCAGGUUCUAUAUGAAGUUUCAUUUUAAGACUAUGGACUUUAUCACACUGGGUUUGAUCUCCUUCACUUCACUACUGGUCUACGCUUACUAUCGCUUCUUGAAGAAAACCCUGAACGUGCCCCCGUGUCCAGUCAGACCAUGGCCGGUAGUGGGUCAUCUGUUGAUAUUGAAGGCAGACCAGAGGCCACAGUUCAAACAGUGGCGGGAGCAGUGUGGAGAUAUUUUUAGUAUUUACCUGGGGUCUAAACUUCUGGUGGUCAUCAAUGACUUUGAACUAAUUAAAGAGACGUUUGUGAAAAGAGCAGACGACUUUUCAGACAGGCCAAUCAUAUUUAUUGAUGAGGACAUGGGUGAUCAAGGCAGAGGUCUUGCUUUUUCUUCAGGCCAACUCUGGAAAGAACAGAGAAGUGUUGCGCUAUCUAUACUUCGCAAAUUUGGCUUCGGCAAAAAUAUUUUGGCUGAGAGAAUUCAAGAUGAGGUAUCACACUAUCUGGACCAAUUAAAAGACUAUGAUGGCAAGCCGGUAGACAUUAAAAGAAUAACCACAGAAAGUACGGCUAAUAUAAUCUGCUCCAUUGUCAUUGGGAACAGGUUUGACUACAAUGAUCCAACGUUUAGAAAACUACUAACGGAAAUCGAAAUCCUGUUUUCUUCUAACAAGCAAGCGGCUGUUAUAACAUUUUUCCCUUUUCUGAAAUACUUACCGGGACACCAAAAAUUAGUUCAAAAUGUGAAAUCAAUUUUGAACAUUGAACAAGAUUUCAUUGUCAAAAGUAAAGACAAAGAUCCUGAAGAUAAUUUUAUCGCUUCCUAUGUCGCUGAAAGAGAUUCCAGAAUUGCAAGUGGAGAGACUACGACAAUGAAUGAGAUGAAUUUAUUGAAAUCAGUUUUUGAUCUUAUUAAUGGUGGAACUGAAACAACGACUACUACAAUUUGUUGGUUUGUGCUUUAUAUGUUGAACUAUCCGCAAGUUCAGAAAAAAAUAUAUGAUGAAAUCAACACUCAUAUUGGAAGUGGUCGAGUCCCGUCCAUUCAAGACAGACCUAAGUUGGUUUAUCUCAACGCUGCGAUUAAAGAGACACAAAGAUUGGCAAGCAUUGUACCGCAGUCUGUUAUAAGAAUAUGUUCAAAAACUCAAACUAUUAGAAACUAUACGAUUCCCGAAGGUUCUUUGAUUGUUCCGAAUUUAGACUCUGUAUUAUUGGACAAAAACAUCUGGGGAUCAGAUGCUGACGUCUUUAACCCAGACAGAUUCAUUGACGCAAAAGGACAGUUAAAGAAACCCGAAGAAUUCAUUCCCUUUGGAGUUGGACGUCGUGUUUGUCUUGGAGAAUCAAUGGCUAAAACUGAGCUGUUUCUGUAUCUAAGUUCUUUGAUUCAAAGAUUUCACCUGCUUCCAGUUCAUCCAGAUCAACCUCCACCAAUGGAUUAUAUUUAUGGACUUACAAUGAUUCCCAAACCUUACCAACUAAAACUCAUUGAAAGAAAUCACAAUUAGUCUUGCAUUACAAAUGAUAAUUUGUUAAAAUUUUAAAAGAUUCAAAACGCAACAAUACGCAUAGUUUUUUAGCGGCCCCCUUAAGGGGAAAAAGCCGCUAUUAGGUUUGUGCAUAAUGUCCGUCUGUCCGUCUGUCUGUCUCUCCGUCUGUCCGUCUGUCACACUCAGAUCUGAAAAACUAGAAGAGAUAUGAAAAAUAUUAUUUCACCAUUAAAUGCGGCUUGAAAAGUUUAGAUGCAACGGCUACUUUUGGUUUUCUAAAAGCAAACCGUUUAAUUUAUAAAAUUAAUUAUGCAAGCGAUUUUUUUUCAUAAAAAUACACCAAUUCUAAAACAAUUACGUAAAUGUAAGGGAGGCAAUGUUACAAUAUGCUAACAAAGAUGGGCAAUUUUUGUAAAUUUUCAGUAUCACUAAAUCAAAUAUGUUUAUAAAAUGUACAAGAAAUGUUUACAACAAAUAUAAAUAAUAGUUAAAGGUGUUUUUUCUGGUCAACUAGCUGCUAAAAUUAAUAGAAAACAUUUAUGUUUGUUUAUAAAGGCUAAUAAUGCACUUUGUAUGUUAAUAUCACGCACAUUUUUUUUAAUGGACUUUUUAUGCAGCGACUUUCGUGCAGUAGCGUAACGUCGCAACAUGCUAUGGUGCUAAACCAAUUCCUUAAAUUUUUUUAAAAAAAUCAGAUUUUAUUUAUUUUUUAUUUAGUGCCCCUCAUCCGAAUAAAAGAAGCUUAUUUUGUGCGUUUUGUCUGUUGGUCGGUCUGUCCGUCACGAUUAGAUUAACAAAUAAAACUAAAGGAAGGCUAUUGUAAAUCUGAUUUAACCUUUAAUUUUUCAUUCAGAAAUAUUGCAAUAGUUUUAAGUAUCUAUAAUAGAUUGUUCCAAAUGUUUUGUGAAAAACAAAUCAAUGCCAGCGAAUAUUUUUUUGCUCUUCUAAAUUAUAUUAAAUUUUAUUUCCAUGCUUAAACGUUGCAAUAAACACAUUAUAUUUUAUACAUUGUUCCGGUUUUUAAUGUAAAUAGUAUAUAAAUGCUAAAUAAAAAUAUCUAUACCUAUUUAUAUUUCAAUAACUAUAAAGUUGUUCCGGAUAUUGUUUUAUAAAAAUAAAUUAUGUCAAAUCAUUGUUUGAAAUCGCAUAAUUGACUAAUAUUACACUUAUAUUCUUUGACACUAUGUCACUGUAGUUUAUUUAUCCAUAUCAACUGUUCCGAAUUUUUAACUUAAAACAAAUUUAUGUCUAAUGACUUUAUUUUUUUCAAAAAUAUCGACAAUAGGUUGUUCAGGAUUGUAAAAUAAAAAAGUAAUUUACUAGAAACGAUUAUUGAAAAUCACUUAUUAAUUUAUUUUACAGUUAAUUUUCUUGCCGAAACAUAAUAAAAGUUGUUUAAUCGGUAAAGAAUGUUCCGGAUUUUGUUUCGAAAUGUUUGAAAUCCCUCUUCUAAUAAAUAAAGAAAUAAAUUUCUCUUUUACGAAAAUUAGUUGUUCCGGAUUUUUUAUGAAAAAUAUUUUAAUUCUAUUUAUAUAAAAUCGCACUUCUCUCUUACACUACAUUUAACUUUCUAGCUAAAACGUUAGAAAAUCUUAUUUUAUCGUUAAUAUUAUGUUCCGGUUUUUAAGGAAAACAACUUCCUAACACCAAAGUAUGGUUUGAAAAUCUCUCUAUAAGGCUAUAGUACAUCUAAUUUUCAUAACAGACCAUCCCACAAAUUUAAUUAACGGUAUCUCACAAUAAAUACAUAAACAUCUGGAACAAUCUAUUAUAGAAACUUAAAACUAAUGCAAUGUUUCGGAAGGGAAAUUACAUUUUAAUCAGAUUUUCAAUAACUUUUAGUCUUUUUUUUUCUCGCUAUUAACAUGACGGACAGAGAGGCUGACAGACAAAACAAAAAAAGCGUCUUUAAUCCCUUUAUAUCUAUGUUAUAUACAUAUUUAGUCUAACUAGCCAUCAAAUGAAAUGCUAAAAGAACUCACACGGUGCAUCAAUGUCUAUGAACACUCGACAAGCUGCUAGUAUAGAAGACAUUUUUUAGUCUAACUAGGACGUGUGACGUAUUGGAUUUUUUCCUCUGACGUCAUAUGGAGUUAAUUCUUUAAAUGAAAUGCUAAAAGAAAUCACUCUGUGCACCAAUGUCUAUGAACCCUCAACAAGCUGCUCGUAUAGAUGACAUUUUUUAGUCUAACUAGGCCGUGUGACGUAUUGGAUUUUUUCCUCUGACGUCAUAUGGAAUAAAUUCUUUAAAUGAAAUGCUAAAACAACUCGGUAUAGUAAUGUUUAUUAAACCUCGUAAUGUGACUCGCAUUUUAAAAAUACAAUAGCUAGAUUUAGAUCUAAUCUAGAUUUUUUAUACUAGAUCUGGAUUUUU